GUGGCGGGUAGUACGUCAUUCGAGGUCAUUAUGUCCAAUGUAAAACCGAAGAGUGUGUCGGAUAUAUUUUGUGAUGCACAUGCUUUGCAUGUAGUUGACACAAGCAGAGCCAAAGACGGAGUGUGGUUAGUCAAAGUUCCAAAAUAUUUGGCUGAACUUUGGCAUAAUGCUGGCCCUGAUGGUGUAGUUGGCAAAGUUGUGAUCGCAAGUUCAACUAGUGCAUCUCAGAAUAGCAAUAAAGGCCCAGGGUCUCAAGUCACUCUUGUCACUGAUUCAGAACUAUUAAAUCAAGUCGGAGAGUCCGGAAAUCUGAUACCAAAGGAACAUCAGUUUCUGAUUCAAACUUCUGCAUCAUCAAAUAGUACACCUGGGACUGCUCGCCCAGGUCAAACUACUCCAAGUUCGACAGUUCAAAGGCGUCCUGGGACUAUAUCUGGACAAGAACUCAUAAUUUUAUGUGAAGACGACCUUGGAUGUGCUCAAACCAACUCGUUUCCAUCUUCGACGACCAACACAACUUUAAUUUCCUCUGCAGCCCCACAUUCUCCAUUCUCAAAUAAACCGUACGCUCGUUACUCUCGGCGACUAUCUUUGUUUGGUCGUGUUAAUAGUAGAGCUGAAUGCAGACCACCACCCAAUACAAGAUAUAUGAUGCUCAAAGCUCAACAGGUAAAAAUCUUUGAUUUUAUCUAGAGGCUUAUGUAGGUUCAUAGAAUAUUUCCUAAUCUUGAAUGUCCUAUUUUGUACCCAUCCUAGUUCUAGAAAUACUCAACCCUCACUCUUGUCCUAGUUUUAUAUUUCUUUUAUUUCCUCAAGCUCAAAGCAAAGAAUCGACCGCGACAUGAAGUCUGUCUUCUUUAUGAACCAGUAAGAAAUUACAAACCAGUUUCCAAUCAUGUCAACAAUAUCGAGUAUGAAAAUCGGAAAAAGGUUGAGGGUAAAAAUCUUAGACGUGAAAAAGAAGACGUUUUGCAGGAUUUGUUCAAAGCUUUCGAAAGACACCAAUAUUACUCUAUUAAAGAUUUGGUUGUACUUACUAAGCAACCAUUGGUAAGCAUCUACAUAAUUUGCUCUCUUUAUCUUUGUUAGUUUCAGUUAGUUUUAAUCAUAAUCCUGAUCAAAUUCGAAAUACGUUGAUACCGUAGAAUCUACGAACACGUAUCAAAUUCGAUGAUUGGUCGUAUAUGUCUCAUUGUCGUUUACGUAUAACUAGUCAAAAUCCUCAGUAAUUAUUAGUUAAAACUGUGUUUAUUAUAUCCAUUAUUUUUAGAUGUUAGAUUAAUUCUGUCAAUUUAUUGUAUAUAUAAUCACUGAUAUGUUUUUCACCCUUAACCUUCUUUUGUUUAUCUUGCGUUUACAAGCAAAAGCACCAUCAUAAAAAUGAAUUUCUGUCUAUAACCAUGGCGGGAUUCAAGAAAGGAAAACAAGAAAACAGCAAUUAACAGCAGCCGGACAUCAAUAGAGGAAGUCAAGGCAUAAUCUGGACACACCAAAGCAAACAAGCAAGUGAAAAGAAGAAUUAGAGCUGACAAACGGAAAUACGCAGAAGACCUGGCAGCGACAGCGAAAGAAGUUGCUAAGGAAGAGAAUAUGAGACAACCAUAUGACAAAACGAAGAAACGAGCAGGGAAAUAUAGUUAAACAGAGCAACCAGUCAAGGACAAAGAAUGCAAACCAAUCACUGAGGUUCAAAAACAGAAGGAAAGUUGGUAGAGCACUUUGAAGAACUCUUGAAUAGUCCAGCCCCACUGAACCCACCGGACAUCGAAGCAUUACACACAAACCUUCCUAUAGCUGUCACUAACAACGAUCAAAGAAAUUAGGAAUGAGAAAGCAGCAGGACCUGACAACAUACUAGUCGAAGCAGUGAAGUCUAAUCAGGCGGCGUGUUUGAAUAUCUGGGCCUACCUGUCUCUGCCAUCAAGAUAUUUCAACAGGUUAUCUGUUUUCUUGUUUUUCUUAACACAUCAUUAUGCCCAUUAGUCUCAUAACCGAUUCAGGUGUGUUUGUGAAACGUUUACUACAUUUCGCUGUACAACUUACGAAAGAGCCUAAUCAGAGACAUCGUGGUUGCUGGCAAUAUGCUUCGAAGAGAAUAUACAUGAUUCAGAUGUCGAUUCCUGUUAACAUCUAACUGGCGACCACUCAAUAUUUAUCGCAAGGAUCGGUCAAGAAAUAAGAAAAGGAAACUUGUUGAAAUACUGCGCUGAGAAUUCUAUACUGUACCAAAAUGUAAUAUUGAAUAAACGUUUCUAACAAUGUAUCGAUAAACCGACUGAAGGAUUCAGUAGACAUCCAGCUUCGAGACCAACAGGCCGGAUUCCGUAAGGGUCGGUUACGCACAGACCAAAUCGCAACACCAGAGGUCAUCGUUAAACAACCAGUUAAAUAGAACUCGUCACUGUGCAUCAACUUUCUUGACUUGAGUGCUGUUAAAAGUAUGAGGGUGGUUAUCACUUCCGGUUGCCCACACCGUGGAAGGGUUCUUCUGGAGGUACCUGAAAACGAAAUCGGAUUAGAAGUGGUCUUAGUGACCUGGGAGCGUGACCGUAGUGCCCAAGGGACAACUGCUUGAAGUCGGUCACACACGACCUUUUUAUGGGUAAUUUUCGUGUUAGCUCCGUACUUGUUGGGACCUUACCGCCGGAGACGGAUAUCCGUGGGAUAAGGCGAAGUGUGCAUUUUUGAGGUCGAUCUUUUCUAACCCCACCCCUCCUUGUGGGAAGGCAGCAUCGCCGUCAUGUUGGUUGUCUGAAGGAAACACCUUACUGCUAUCACACCUCUGUACAGUCAGCAGUACGACUUCGCCUUCGGACCUUAGGUUUGUUGCUUUUAGUCUUACCGCUCUUCAACCGACCUUUCUAACGUGGUAGGACCUUGAGUAACGGUUGUUCCAGUCAGUAUAGCUCGGUUGCUUCAUCACGAUAGGCAAGCCCGACCACCACGCCAAGGUAGCACCAACGGUCGGUGUCCAUCUUGUUGUGUUAAUGAGGUAUGGCAACUUGGACCGAUGCAUAUAUGUGCCUGGUCCUACGUUGUAGCUGACUGACUGACUUCCUUGACUGUGAGAAGGAGUUCGACAGUAUGGAUAGGAGAAACUUAUGGAACCUUCUUGACACAGGUGUAACUGAGAAGAUCGUCAUAAAUCAUCUGAAAUUCAUUCUCUUUCUUCUGGUGGUUGACUGAACUAUAAAGAUCACAUCUGAGGGUAAGCAUGGAAUAUAAUGAACAGCUUGCAUGAAACUAGACGAUUUGGACUUCUCGGAUGACCUAGCCCUUCUAUUCCAUACACUCCAACAGAUGCAGGUCAAGGCAACCAAUGUAGCAUAUGCCUCUGCAUCAGUAAAUCUCAACAUACACAAGGGAAGAAGCAAGAUUAACGUUUGAUCCACAUCUGAUUGACGCAAUGAAAAUUGAAACAUAAAGUAAGACUAACUUCACAACAUAACGCCUUUGAAGUAGAUGCAAGGUAUUUAGUUUGUUUUGAAAUCUAGACCUGUCGUUCAUGUAUCCUCACGUUAGCAAAUAUUAAUCUGAAAAUAUUCACGUAACCAAUUAAUUCGUUUCGUUAGUUUUCUAUAAACUAAAAUAUUUAAUUUCAGUUUUUCAUGUGUAUGAUAUAUCCUUUUUUUAUUUUCAGGCCUAUCUUACAGAGAUACUAAAGGAAAUUGCUAUCUUCAACACUCACAUUCCACACAAAAAUAUGUGGGAGCUGAAACCUGAAUACAGACAUUACACACAGCCUGAGGCUAAGACUGAAUCUAACGUGGAAUAAACCAUAUAAACGUACACCAAUUUGUAAAUUAAUAAAAGCGUUCUUUCGUGUAAUUGUUUUCACCUCAACUCAUUAUUUAAUUUGCAUAACUCCCAAGUUUCAAGCAUAAUUGCUUCCACUGUUUAAAUAAUGCUUUAACUAACUGUUUAUAUUCAUCUACCUUCAAAAUUUGAUUUGAAAAGUUCUCGAUUGCUUUAUAUUUAAAUCUGCCACCACAAAAUGUUGAGAAUGUGUAUAAACUAACUUUCAAAUAGCAGGUCGGGUUUAUUUCUUACUUCAAUAACGCCCUCAUUAACCACUAGGCGAUACAACCCAAAGAAGUAUUGCAACCAAAUUUUCUAUGAACUCAAAGCAAGAGUGCUCUCCGUUUGUUGGACAAAACUGUGUUCCGUGAACAUAUCUUAGAAAAAUGUUUUAUCGUUUUCAAUGCAUUAUACAAAGCAUCCAAUAAAAAGCAUGAAACCACCAAAGCGUUGCUGACAACCAGGGGUUAAAUGAGUGUUCUUGUCCAUCAUCACCAGCCUUCCCUUAGCAUUACACUCGAUGACGCUCUAGAAGCAGUUUUUGGAAGUAUUGUGGCACUGUGGGUCCACAGAACCUAGAAAUGCCAUAAUCUGUGUUAGUGUAUACCAUAAUACAACGUAUAAGAUUGUCACAUACACAAUCAGACGCUGAUCAGGAUUAUUGUGGCAUCUGCUUCGAACCAAAUUGUGAAGUACAUCUACCAUAAAGAUAAAACUCUGCUAUAAUUUAGCAUCAGUGAACCAUUGGGAAUAUGGUAAAAGAAGUUAUAGGAUUGCUUUGAUGAUGAAGUUCAUCUUUUUAGCAAACUACAGAACAUACACCGCCUUCGGCUACCUUUAGUACCGAUACGAAGUUAGUUUCUCUGAAAGGUUAAGUAAAUACAUCUUAUGUAUAGCUUUUUAGCAGCUGCUAUACCGAACAAUGGUGGUAGUCCGAGUGAGAUUAUAACUAAUUAACAAACCAAUCGAAUUUAAGAUAGCGAGUUGUGGACAUUGGCGCGGAAUCCAUCCAUAUUUAUUUGGCCAAAUAGCAUUUUGGCACCAUUACUGGUGUCAGUCCAUUAUGUAAACCGUAACCCUAUUACUGAACCUUACUCCCAACUCUAAAUCGCGAUUCAGAUUUUGCACUCAUUUAUAACCCUCUCUUACCUUGGUAAUCUUGCAAAGGUUACUUGGGCAUCGCUCGAAGGUUGUUCAUGAAUAACAAUCUCGCCAUACUGAAUACCGGCACAGUCAAUCCCUUGAGUUCACCCGUAGGUCUCAAACGUUUCAAUGACUCCAAAUGGCAGAUUGUUCGAAGCCGGAGUUAACAGCGGUCUUACCGCAGUCGCUCUGUGUAUUUUACGUAAGCUGUACGACUUGAUAGCUGAUGAUAUUAGUGGAGUUAGUGUUGGCUGUUUUCACAUCUUGUCUAUAUCCUUUAAAGGCUUUUCGCCGUACAACUGUGUUAUAUUUUCAUGAAAAUAUCUUGUUUUCUAUACACAUUUACUGGUCCCUGAUUGUAUUAAGUAUUUCUUUACAUUUAAAAGCGUUUUUCUGUG
Molecule: messenger RNA, 5339 nt
Organism: Schistosoma mattheei
Lineage: Eukaryota; Metazoa; Platyhelminthes; Trematoda; Strigeidida; Schistosomatidae
Source: the annotation of a GenBank genome assembly